Molecule: messenger RNA, 873 nt
Organism: Penicillium macrosclerotiorum
Lineage: Eukaryota; Fungi; Ascomycota; Eurotiomycetes; Eurotiales; Aspergillaceae
Product: phytanoyl-CoA dioxygenase family protein
Exons: 2
Coding region: 1-873 (290 amino acids)
Source: RefSeq, a predicted model, not a curated record
AUGACCACCGCAACCCCCCACCUCGACGCCCUCCAACGCGACGGCUUCGUCGUCGUCCGCAACCUCCUCACCCCCACGGAAGUCGCCCACUACCGCACCAUCGCCACCCAAGCAACCGCCCUCGCCCGCACCGGCACCUGGCCACACUUCCGCACUCACCUGCUGCACCCGUCCAUGCCCGGCCGCGACGCUUUCGCCGCCUGCUACUUCUCGCCGUCCAUUCUUGCCGUCGCCGAAGAGCUCAUGGGCGUGACCUCGCUGAGCCCCGCCAGCGAACCCCUCGUCCUCGAGCUCUUCAACCUGCUCGUCGCCCCGGAGACGCGCGACUUCGAGCUGCGCUGGCACCGCGACGACAUCCCCGAGACCGUCGCCGGGGACGAGGAGCUCGCCCUGCUCGCCGCCAAGGCCCCCGGCGGCCGCCAGAGUCACUGUCAGUAUAACCUGGCGCUGUGUGAGGACAUGUCGCUGGUCGUCGUGCCAGGGUCGCAUGCGCGCGCGCGCACGGAGACCGAGCGUGCGGCCGAUCCGUACCAGCCCGAGUUGCCGGACCAGUUGGUGGUCAAGCUGGAGCCCGGCGAUGCGGUGUUCUACAAUAGCAACAUCUUGCAUCGUGGGGUGUAUCGCGCGAAGGAGGCCGGGGCGGAGGAGUCGAGGCUGACGCUGCAUGGGAGUAUUGGAUUGAAGGGGGAGGAGGGCGAGGGGGAGGCCGAGAAGAAGAAGGUCAGGGCGACGGCGGUGUUGCAGCAUGGGGUUGGAGCGUGGGUGCAUCGUGACGAUGCGGCGUUUGGCUUGGGAGAGAGAGCCGAGCGGAUGAGGGCGAAUCUGGUGGCCAUGGGGACGGGCGAGGGGGUAGGGUUCUCGUUGCAGGGUUGA